CACAAGGGCAGGACCGCAUCCCGGAGCUGCCUGAAGCUGCUAGCUCUUUAUUCAGACGUAACCGUUUCUUAUUUGGUUUAUACACCAAAGAAAGUAUCUCGGAGCUUUGCUAUCGAGGUUACUCCACAGCCUCGGCUGGAAAUCUGAGUCAGAAUCGGGAGGCAAGACAUCUCAGAGAGGCUGCCGACACCGCGGAGAAAGUGACGGACGGAGCAGAGCCUGAUCACUGGGAUUUUUUUUUUCUACAUCGCAUCAGUUUAGGAUAUUUCAGGCAGCUGUUUUGGCCCAGCCUUGAUUUCUUUCAGGGUACCUUCACACAAUAUUGCCUAGAUAAUAUUCGCACGAUACAUUUCACCUAAGGUCGUCUAUAGUGAGCAGGCGGACCACUUUAAACCCAUGCGUAACAGCGGUGGAUUUUGGAAUACUGCGUAGCAAUUCAACCAUCCAAUCUUUCGACUGUCGGCUCUGAUAUUUGGAGGUAUCUACAAGCAAAAAGAAGAACAACCAGGACCUUUUACUUUGUUCCGGAGGCUAAACGUUAAAAACACGAAGCGCACUUGGUGCGCAAUCCUUCCGAGGACGCUCCUGAAAUUGCCGACCUGCGCUUUUGCCCUCGACAAAAAUUGGCAGCCGAGUCGAGAAAAAAGGCAAAGCUUAUUAACUUUGCAUGCUAGAGGCUAGAGUGUGGAAUCUAAUUCGCAGGGUUACCGGUAUAUUUGCAUACCAUCGGAAGAGGAGGAUAAACUUAAUCAACAUUUGACAUCGACAAAGCGGCUGCUGGAUUUUGGAGAACAGAAUGAAUCCUUUUUAAUUUGGACCGCAGAAGUAUGAGGCAGAUUGCUCAGUGAAUGCUACAAUCUGCAUGGAGUUCUAGUCUGCACUACGGAGCAAUUUAUGGUUGGCCGCAGAACUCCCCCGGCUGUAGUACUGUGCCCACCUCGCCAUGCUGGCCUGUCUGCAGAGGAGGCAAAACCCUCCACCCCAGCACCCAGUGUGUGCCAGCAAGACCCUGGAGCUCCCGCAAGCCCUUGGACGGAAGUGUGAGCUGGUGGUGCCCACACAUUCCCCACGCUACCCCACUGCGGCAGAACUUGAUGCCUACGCUCAGAAGACGGCCAACAGCCCUCUGUCCAUCAAGAUCUUCCCCACCAACAUCAGGGUUCCCCAGCACAAGCACCUUAAUCGGACUGUGAAUGGAUAUGACACCACAGGGCAACGCUACAGCCCCUACCCACAUCUUCACACAGGGGGCUACCAGGGCCUGCUCGCCAUCGUCAAGGCCUCCUCAUCGUCAUCAUCAUCAACAGCCACCUUUGUCCCUUCAAAAGGUGUUCUCAAGAACUCCGAAGGCAGACGGACUAAGCUCUCUCCUGCCCACAUAGCUGUUGCCCCAUACCCACCUCCUAGUAGUAGCACUUUAGCCAGUGGCCACGGCCAAAUGGUAUACCACACUGGGCCCUCAAAGCCUCCAGAAGGCCCCGUACUGUCGGUUCCCCCAAAUGUCACUGUAGCUGGCUCAGUGAUUCCUGUAACAGGGGGCCGAGGCCUGGCCCUGCCCGCACAGUCCAACCUCCCCUCCAUCCAGAGCAUCAUUUACCAGAUCAACCAGCAUUGCCAGGCCCAGGCUCUGCAGCAGGUGUGCCAAGGGGCUGCCACUGCACCAUCAAAUUCAAGCCCUUCCAAGCAGGGCACAACCGUCAUGGGGGUCUCCUCUAGCUCCUCAGGUGGAGGCUAUGUGGUAGGAAUGGCUCCCCAGGCCAAUAUGGUGUACACAGGGCCCGGGCUGCCAGCUCAAAAUGCAGAGGCGAUGAAGACUGGUGUGUACGCAGAUGGUAUGGACUACAUCCUUUGGCAGAAGCAGCAGCAGCAACAACAACAACAACAGCAGCAGCAUCAACAGGCUGUGCUCCGCAUGUACAGCGGAGGUAGCGGUGGAGGGGGCGCCAUCAGCAAGUCCCCGGAAACUUGUGUUCCAGGGGGAGGGAUUAUGGCAGCACAAGUGUCCUCUUCUUCCUCCAGACCUUACCACCUGACAGCGAGUGCUAGUGGAGGAGGCGGGAUGGACAAAAUCAGCUCUUCCCCUUUGAACUGUGUGGGUAUGCAUGGAAAUUUCUCAGUGGGUCAGUACUUUGCCCCACCAUGGAACAGUGUGUUGGUGACACCUGACAGUGACUGCUACAACCCCCAGGAGCUUUUGGGCACCUCCACAGGAGGGCCGGCCACGGGGCACAGAGAGAUGGGCUACCCCCACCAUCAUCACCACUACCACCAUCAUCAUCACCCUGCUAUAGACAGCGGGGGAGGUUUGUGCUGCAGCCUGCCCAGCAAGAGCUUGUGCAACACAUCGGUGCUGAGCAGCAGCUUGCAGUCUCUGGAGUACCUGAUCAACGACAUCCACCCACCCUGCAUCAAGGAGCAGAUGCUUGGCAAAGGCUACGAGACUGUGUCUGUGCCACGUCUGUUAGACCACCAGCAUGCACACAUCCGCCUCCCUGUUUACAGAUAGAGGGGGAAGAAGAGGAGGAAGAGAAUCAAGAGUUGUGAAUUUGUGAAGAAAAUCAAAGUUAAAGAACAGAGAUGUUUCUUUUUUCUGGGUACAGAUUGUUGAGAUUGGCACUGCUUUAACUAGUGUGGGAGCUUAGAGAAGAGCAGUUGUUGUGCUGUGUGACCGUAGAUUUGGUGGUUUCAAGGCAGGCUGUGGGAAUCCCAAAUAUGAAAGGUGGUAGUGAUUGCCAGUGGGAGAGAAAAAGGGAUUUCAAGAUUCUCCAGAUGUUCCAUUGUGUGGUUUGCCAAUAGGAAUUUUGGAUUGAUUUAUUUUUUCUUCUGUUUUUUGUUGUUGUUUUACUUGCCUGAACUUUUUUGAUGAGAAUCAUAGCUUGACAUGAAGUGCAUAUGCCACUUGUAUCCCCCUUCCAAAUACUAAGGAUGAAGCUACUGUGUAGGUUGUCACUGAAAUGGUCUUAAAUGGGCCGAAGUUUAGGGCUGCUUUCAAAAUCCAAAACUCUGUAACACAUGAACACACACAUAGACAAACACAUACAGAUACACAAAUGUACUGAUACGUGAGGAGACUAAAAUUAUACUCGGGUGUGUAUGUACAAGGAUCAUAAGGUUGAAUUAAAAGGAUAGUACAAUAUUAGUUAUUAUUGCUGUUAUAAUUGAUACAUAAAUUGCACUGCUUGAAUCUUGUUAACUUUGAAGUUUGGAAUUGGGUAGUUUGGAUAUGAUAUAUUUAAGAAACUUGAAAACUUGAACCUAUUUUUUGUUGUUUUAUAUAUUUGUAGGUAUAUUAUAUGCAUUGGCUGCUAUGGGGAAAAGUGUCUCAAAUGCUUUUUUUUUCUUAUCUUGUUUUUUUUCCCACUUUUGUUUUUAUGAUUUAAUAAUUCCUCCUCAAGCUGAUGUGCAGUUUCUUAUGUCCUGGUGUGAGGCAUAGUCGCUGCUUUGGUUCUGUAAGAACCUGGUCGGAGAGCUCUUUUUCUUAACCAACACUGGAAUCUACAAUAAAUCUUGAAAUACUUAUUUAAAAAAGAAAAUGUCACAAAAAAAUAUGAAAAAGAAAUGUUACAAUGAAGAAUGUGAUUGGGAGGUUAUCUACAUAACCUUACGUGUAUGUUUAUGCGUGUAUGUGGCUGAGUGCAUGCGCGUGUGUGCAUUUUAGUUUGUGUUCUUCAAAAUCCUCAGACUUUUUUUUUCUUUUUUCAAUUGUGUCAUUAUAAGAUUUCUACCACCGAGACUGAAAAACUGAUUCACCAGUCCCAUAAACAUCAUAUCUGAGUAAUGUACAGGAGAUACUUUGCAAAUCUUGUUCCCUUUUUUAUCGGAGGCUUUAGAUGGAGCUAGAGUAGAAAUCAAGUUCUCACAUGACUCCUUUAGUUACAGUGCUACAUCUCAUACUUCUGUCAACUGCUAUCAUGAUGACAGAAAGAGGUGGGAACAAAUGGAGGUCCUAUUUCGGGGGUACUACUCACCCCUGAUCCUGCUAACGAAUACAAAAUGAAAACAAUCAUGCCCUGUCCUCUGGCAUCAGAUGAAAUGAGAAGAGGCUCACUGCUUCCCCUUGUCCGUUUCAGCCCCUGGUUGGGAUACAUUUAGCCCGGGCCAGUCUUAACUUGAUGAUUCAGAGCAGUGAAAUAUUUAUUAUGACUGUGAGAUUCCCUUGAAUGUACUGCACUUAAAUUACUGCAAUGUUUUAUUGCCUUGUGGGACUCGAGUGAAAGAGAAAAAUUGGAUCAGUGCAGCAGUCCUCUGGUCUUAAAUUAGCAUUUCUUUUGUCCGUCAAAUUUCAAUGGUAAAUUGAAUUUAGUAACUGGAGAGAGGAAGCAGGAGCUUUGUUGUGGGAAAAUACUGGCAUCAGUCUAGAUUUAUGAAGUGCAAUUAUUAUGACUGUAUUAACAUUUUUUCUCUGAGCUUACACCAAAAAAUGUAAACUACAGUUGUCAAUACAUUCCCAAUGUACCACAUCCCUAAUCCCUAUCCUUUUUUUUGUUUUGAGGUGUAAAAUAAAUUUCUUUAAGAA
Molecule: messenger RNA, 4516 nt
Organism: Epinephelus lanceolatus (giant grouper)
Lineage: Eukaryota; Metazoa; Chordata; Actinopteri; Perciformes; Serranidae
Gene: fam222aa
Product: family with sequence similarity 222 member Aa
Source: RefSeq, a predicted model, not a curated record